AUUCACGAAACGAAAUCAGUCUGUUUUUCUUUUGAUAAACAGUUCUUUUUUCGAAAACUUAAAAAGAAUGGUGGGCGCGAUGCCUGUUAAUUUAAUACCAAAAUUUUGUAAUGGUGCCAUGGACAGCCACAAUGGUGGUGAAGAUAGCGAUAAUCAAGUGUUUAUAGGUAGUCGGGUUAAAUGUAAUGAUGAUUUUGGUACCGUGAAGUACAUUGGCGAAGUACAGGGCUACAAGGGAGUUUGGUAUGGUGUAGAGUGGGAUAAGGCGGAACGCGGGAAACACGACGGGUCUGUUGAUGAUGUGCAAUAUUUUAAAACUACCAAGCCCAACGCUGGAUCUUUUAUUCGUCCUAAUAAAAUUGCUCCAUAUAAAACAUGCGCGGAGGCGAUCAGGAGGUACUACGGUGACCGCGAAGAUGAGACCGUAGCCGCUCACCGCAGGACAGUUAUCAAUGAGUGGAAGAGAGAAAUGGGCGCUCCUUUCAUUGAGAUGGUUGGUUUUGAAAAGAUACAUCAGAAACAAAAAUUCGACCGCCUCCUAGAAGUCUGUGUGCACGAUCAGAAUGUGGCUAAAGCCGGUAAUGUAGCAGCGUUGUGUCCGAACGUCAGAAGCUUGGACGUUUCCCAGAACUUAUUCUCAAAUUGGAGAGAAAUUAUACAGUUGUCUGCUCAGUUGCCUGAUUUGAGGGAAUUGGAUUUGAGCAAAAACCGCAUGGCAAUCGACAUGCCCGAAGAAACGCUAACCCAACUAUCUAUAAACUUCAGCGCAUUGGAAAAGUUGAAUAUAUCCGUCUGUGACUAUGAAUGGCAAGAUAUCCUAGCUUUAUCCCAUCUCUGGCCUAAAUUAAACGAACUAAUCGCUGCAUACAACAGAAUUAAAAAGAUAAGUCCGCCAGAAAAUACUCUAAAUACGUUAACAGUACUACGUUUGGAUGGUAAUCCUAUUGAGAAUUGGUCUGAAGUUAUCAAUCUUGGUUACUUGAAGAAUUUGAAGGUUCUGAGUCUGAAUGAUUGUCAUAUUGGAGCUAUAAGGUUUAACGAUGAUCCUGGAUACGGGAAGGUCAAUGUUUUUGAAAAUUUGGAGGUUUUGUUCUUGAACAGGAAUAGUAUUAAUGAUUGGAGAUCUAUCAGUGAAUUGGAUAAGCUGAAAUCUCUGAAAAAGCUGUAUUUCCUGAAAAAUCCCGUUCAGAAAAACGAAGACUACGACACUUGCUCUCAAAUGAUCAUCGCCAAAAUUGGAAACUUGAAGGAAUUAAAUGGCUCCAUAAUAACACCUGAACUAAGGCGGGGUGCUGAGUAUGACUACAUGAAACGUUAUGGAGCUGAAUGGAAGUCUGUACAAAACAAUCCACAACUGAAGACUGAAUUUGAUAUAGAACAUUGUCGUUUCCAAGAACUCAUUGCUAAAUACGGCAUCCCAGAAGACAGCUUACUAGUCAAAACGCCAAAAACAACGACCCUCACUUCACAAUUACUAGAAAUAACGCUUCGUGACGAAAACGGCAAAAUCCUCAAAAAGAAAUUCCCUUCAACAAUGGCCGUUCAGAAACUUGUAACACUAGCUCAAAGACUUUUCUCGAAGAGCAACACUGGAUCACCGACGUUAUAUUUACUCGACGAUAAAAUGCAAGGAGCUGAAAUUGUUAUAGACAAUGUUAUGAAAGAUCUGGCCUAUUAUUCAGUUAAAAAUGGCGACACAAUCCUUAUCCGAUUUAGAUAGUUUGCAUUUUGUUGUUUACAACCCGAAUUAUGCCUGGAACGUUUAUAAUUGGCGCGAAAUUCUAUUUAUCCAUAUUGUGUAAUUAAAUAAAAAGCUUUGUAAAUAACCAUGAGAAAUUGUACCUGUAUUUAUUGCGAAUUUUAUUUUUCACAAAUAAAUGUUCAUUAUGUAUUUUAUA
This is a messenger RNA of Melitaea cinxia (Glanville fritillary), 1898 nucleotides long. It is a transcript of the gene Tbce, whose product is annotated as tubulin-specific chaperone E. Gene Ontology annotation, cellular component: cytoplasm. Gene Ontology annotation, molecular function: protein binding. NCBI's taxonomy places the organism in Eukaryota, Metazoa, Arthropoda, Insecta, Lepidoptera, Nymphalidae. Bases 68 to 1720 code for a protein of 550 amino acids. The transcript has 7 exons. The record is from RefSeq and is a predicted model, not a curated record.